Entelurus aequoreus (snake pipefish) is the source of this 1129-nucleotide messenger RNA. RefSeq lists its product as uncharacterized. The transcript has 6 exons. The coding region runs from base 215 to 988 and encodes 257 amino acids. Lineage: Eukaryota; Metazoa; Chordata; Actinopteri; Syngnathiformes; Syngnathidae. The record is from RefSeq and is a predicted model, not a curated record.
CAAGUGCCAUCACUUAGUUAUGUGGCCUAUCAAAGUCCCGCCCACGCCAGUAGUGAUGAACAUAUCUCGAGCCUAGCGUCAUCACAGCCUUCCUGAAAAGAUGACUGAAAGUCACACGGGCUCGCAGAAACAGGAAGUGAGGAGGACUGAGCCAACACAAAGUCUAUAAUGUUAUUAAAGGGAGUGUGGACCUCAUGAUCGCUUCUCUGCCGCAAUGACGCUUCAAGUCCUCGUUCGAGUAGAGCUCGCCAAGGCCACCAUCUUGCUUCUGCUGUGUGACGCAGCUGCUGGCGCAGCAGAUAGUCUCCAGCAGGUGACCUAUCAGGGGCAGGCGGUUACAUUGUCUUCAUUGGGUGACCCAUCAUGGAAGCCGGUGUCCAUCAAGUGGUCCAUAUACUUCAACGAGACUUGGAUCGCCACCUUCCACGGUGGGAAGACCAACACGGAGCGCUUUUACCAGUUCAGGGGACGACUGAGUCUCAACACCACUUCAGGGGACUUAACCAUUCGUAACGUGACCAGAAGGGACGCCAUGGACUACACUGUGGAGUUGAUGGACGUGGACCAGCGCAGCAUAGUGACGGAGGUGACGCUGGUAGUGAGAAAACAUCUACAGAAACCAACCCUGCGGACGCUAUUCGUUGCACUCUUGGAUGACGGCUGCUGGGUGGGACUCCAUUGUUCAUCUCAGGAUGUUGGCUCCAACCUCUCUUGGACAUUUGAUCCCCCGCUUAGGAACUACUACGUGUUUGAGUAUGUCAACAAGCCCGGGCUUCUCCUCGCCUUCCUGCACGAUGCAGUGAAGUUCACGUGCACCUCAAGCCGCCACCUGGAGAACAUCUCCGACAGCGUCCACAAGAAGUGUGCGAUGGCGGCGGAACUUUCACCUCGUGAUCGAAGUGGACUGUUAGUUUUGGUGGGAAUCGUCGUUGGCGUUUUUGCCAUGAUUAUGUUAAACCAGUUGAGAGGUGAGCGUGUUCCACUUUAGCGAGCAGCUAACCACCAGUGUUGGACAAAUGCCUUUUUUAAAAAGUGAUUAUUUAUAGUUAAUAAAAUGUAAUUGGUUAAUAGGAAAAAAUAUUUAUCUGAAAAACAUUUCUCCAAUCUCCUCAGAAGAAAACACCAGCAA